CGCCCCGCGCCUCCUGCGUCGCGCUCUGGGCCGGCACCUCCGCGCUGGGACCCAGGGCGCCCAGCCAGCUGCCGCCGCCGCCGCCGCAAUGUGGGUGGUCCUGCCGCUGCUCUGCGCCGGGGCUUGGCUCCUGGGACCCGCUGCCUGCGGCGCCGCCGCUCUGUCCGGGAGCAACUUAGAGAAGUUUCACUUUAAGUCAUGGAUGUUGCAGCACCAGAAGAAGUACAGCUCGGAGGAGUACCUCCAGAGGCAGCAGACGUUUUUCAGCAACUGGAGGAAGAUAAAUGCCCACAAUGCUGGGAACCACACUUUUAAAAUGGCACUGAACCAAUUUUCAGACAUGACCUUUGCUGAAAUAAAACAAAAAUAUCUUUGGUCUGAGCCUCAGAAUUGCUCAGCCACCAAAAGUAACUACCUUCGGGGUUCUGGUCCCUACCCACCCCUUGUGGAUUGGCGGAAAAAAGGAAAUUACAUCACACCAGUGAAAAAUCAGGGUGCCUGCGGCAGUUGUUGGACUUUCUCCACCACAGGGGCCCUGGAGGCUGCGGUGGCCAUAGCCACUGGGAAGCUGCGCCCUCUGGCAGAACAGCAGCUGGUGGACUGCGCUGCAGACUUCAACAAUCACGGCUGCAAAGGGGGUCUCCCCAGCCAGGCCUUUGAGUACAUCCUCUACAACAAGGGCAUCAUGGGUGAAGACACCUACCCCUACAAGGCCCGGGAUGGAACCUGCAAGUUUCAGUCCAAAAAGGCCAUUGCUUUUGUCAAGGAUGUAGCCAACAUCACAAUUAAUGAUGAGGAGGCCAUGGUGGAGGCUGUGGCCCUGUACAACCCCGUGAGCUUUGCCUUCGAGGUGACCGAUGACUUUAUAAGUUACCGCAAGGGCAUCUACUCCAGUAAUUCCUGUCAUAAAACUCCAGAUAAAGUAAACCACGCAGUCCUGGCUGUUGGGUAUGGAGAAGAAAAUGGGAUACCCUACUGGAUCGUGAAAAACUCUUGGGGUCCCUACUGGGGAAUGAACGGGUACUUCCUCAUCGAGCGAGGGAAGAACAUGUGUGGCCUGGCGGCCUGCGCCUCCUACCCCGUCCCCCUGGUGUGAGCCGGGGCGGCAGGGACUGGUUGGCAGAGACAGGGAGGAACGGGCAGCCCAGGCCACUCCGUGGAAGCCCUGCCCUGGCCGGAGUGGUGGGGAGAUCCCCCCAGAGGCCCUGCCACGGCCCAUCCUCGCCCCAGUGCCACACCCGGAAGCCUAGAGAAAACCAGGAAGAAGAAACCCACCGCGCAACACGCUCACCCACAUCUGUUGGCACAGAGACGACCCCCAGCACGUGCCGUGGGCACGGUUUUUACCUGAUUGAAAGCACGGGGGCCGAGUGUGUUCUUUCUAUUCACACCUGGAGAGCACUUGUCUGUGUUCUUUAUCCAAUAAACAUUCUGUGAGCGCCUCCCUGGGCCAGGCCUGAGCUGCGUGCUGGGACCAGCCGUGACUCAGACACAGAGGGGUGGCCCGGGUCUCUGCUGGGAUGGUGGUGUGGGUGCUGGUGCACUGCCUGCCAGGGGUACCCAGGAGGAGGGGCAGGGUGACUAUGACAUCCUGAACAUUUGUCCCAGACCCGAGUGAGGAGGUGGGGAGGAGAAGAGGAGAUGUGCCAGGCUCUGGCAGGACCAGGAUUCAAACCCACAACCUCGGUCCCCAAAGCCCGUAUCUCUCCAAGAGGUCUCAGCUUCCUGCCUCUACGCGGACUCAGCCCUCUGCCUGGCACUGCAUCCCUCCACCUCCAGCCUACCCCUUUCUCUCCCAGCCCCAUGCUUUGAACACACCCGGAUGCUUCUGUCAUUCCCACACCGUCUCAUCCCUUUUGAGAAAUUUCGGAUUCCCUUUCCGGGGCUGUUCCUCUCUGAGGUUCCUGAGGUCUGGGGCUGUGUCUGGGGGAUGAGUUGCAGCUCUGAUCUUUGUCCUACUGUUCACAGACUUCCUUAAUUUUAAAAAAAUCAACCAAAAAAAAAAAACAAAAAAAAACCUUUUUAUGU
Messenger RNA from Choloepus didactylus (southern two-toed sloth), 2028 nucleotides. It is a transcript of the gene CTSH, whose product is annotated as cathepsin H. Gene Ontology annotation, molecular function: cysteine-type endopeptidase activity. The transcript is spliced from 12 exons. Gene Ontology annotation, cellular component: lysosome. Lineage: Eukaryota; Metazoa; Chordata; Mammalia; Pilosa; Megalonychidae. The coding region runs from base 89 to 1096 and encodes 335 amino acids. The record is from RefSeq and is a predicted model, not a curated record. Gene Ontology annotation, biological process: immune response.